Pan troglodytes (chimpanzee) is the source of this 3430-nucleotide messenger RNA. Its product is annotated as sterile alpha motif domain-containing protein 1-like. The record is from RefSeq and is a predicted model, not a curated record. Bases 312 to 1694 code for a protein of 460 amino acids. NCBI's taxonomy places the organism in Eukaryota, Metazoa, Chordata, Mammalia, Primates, Hominidae. The transcript is spliced from 3 exons.
GCUUUUUGCGACCCGCCGCCACGGUUUUUGCCAACGCGGCUUUUUACCCCCACCACCGCGGCUUUUUGCCCCCGCCGCCACGGCCUUUGCGGAGGCGGCUUUUUGCGCCCACCGCCGCGGCUUUUUGCCUUCGCCAUCACGGCUUUUGCCGACGUGAUUUUUUACCCCACUGCUGCGGUUUUUUGUUCCCUUCGCCGCGGCUUUUUGCCCCCGCCGCCGCGGCUUUUGUGGCUUUUUGCCCCCGCCGUCUCGCGGCUUUUUGCCGCCGCCGUCACGGCUUUUUGCCCCCGCCACGGCGGCUUUUGGCCGCCAUGACUUUUUGCACCCACCGCGGCGGCUUUUUGCUCCGCGCCGCCGCGGUUUUUGCCAACGCGGCUUUUUACCCCCAUCGCGGUGGCUUUUGUCGACACGGCUUUUUACCCCCCGCCGCCACGGCUUUUUACCCCCCGCCGCCGCGGCUUUUUGCCCGCGCCUCCGUGGGUUUUGGCCACCGCGUCUUUUUGCCCCCGCCGCCGCGGUUUUUUGCCGCCGAGGCUUUUUGCCCCCGUCGCCGCUGCUUUCUGCAGCUUUUUUCCCCGCCGCCGCGGGUUUUGCCGACGUGGCUUUUUGCUCCCCACCGCCGCUCCUUUUUGUCCCCGCUGCCGCUGCUUUUUGCUCCCGGCCGCCGAGGCUUUUUGACUCCUUCGCCGCGGCUUUUUUCCCUCGCCGCCGCCGAUUUUUACCCCCGCCGCCGUGGCUUUUUGCACCUGUCGCCACUGCUUUUUGCAGCUAUUUCCCCCGCCGCCGCAGUUUUUUGCUCCCCGCCGCCGCGGGUUUUGCCGACGCGGCUUUUUGCGCCCACCGCCGCGGCUUUUUGCUCCCCGCCGCCCGUUUUUGUCCCUGCAGCCGCGGCUUUUUGCUCCCCGCUGCCUUUUCCCCUGGUCGCGGGUUUUCGCCCACACCGCCGCGGUUUUCUGCCCCAGCCGCCGAGGCGUUUUGCCCCCGCCGCCACUACUUUUUGCGGCCUUUUGCCCCUGCCGCCGCGGCUUUUUCCCCCACCGCCGCGGGUUUUUGUCGCCGGAGCUUUUUGCCCCUGCCGCCGUGGCUUUUCCCCCCGACGCCGUGGCGUUUUGCCCGCGCGUCCGCGGUUUUUUGUCCCUGCCGCUGAGGCUUUUUGCUGCCGUGGCUUUUUCCCCCCACCAUCGCGGCUUUUUGUGGUUCUUUUGCCCGCACUCCCGCUGCUUUUUGCCCCCGGCGCCGUGGCUUUUUGCCACCGCUGCGGAUUUUUACCCCCGCCUUGGAGGAUUUUUCUCCCCGCUGCCACGGCUCUAAGGGCGGGAGCCGCAGACUCGGCUGCUAGCUCCACUGGCGUCCUGGCAAGGGCAGCGCCAAGGGGCGCUCCUGGUCCAGUCUCCCGGCUCGGGGGUUCUUUGCCUAGGCGUCGGCGCCCCGGGCUCCCUGCCUCGGCCUCUGUGGCCUGCAUAGAGCGGCACUGCGCGCGGAGGCGAUGGGAGAGAAGAAGGAGGGCGGUGGCGGGGGUGAUGCGGCAUUCGCCGAAGGUGGCGCAGGGGCCGCGGGCAGCUCCAGAAGCUCAUCGGCAUCUUCAUUGGCAGUCUUCGCGGGCUGGGCGCCAAGUGCACUGUGUCCAACGACCUCACCCAGCAGAAGAUACCGACCCUGGAGGUGAGGAAACCAAAGGCCUGAGGAAGAAAUGACUUGCCAGGAACCCCUGUUAAGGAGAAGUAACAAAGUGUGCUUAUUAAAGGAGAACUGAGAUGGGAGUCAGACCUGGAGGCCCACACCCUUGGUUAAGACAUUGUACGAUCUUGAGUCUGGCCUGUUGACUGAGAAUACAACAGAGAAAUGCAUAAUGUCCAGUGAAUUUAUUACAGUUCCAAAGUCGGUGACGUGCAGUGGCUCACACCUGUAACCUCAACACUUCGGGAGGCCAAGGCAUGUGGAUCACGAGGUCAGGAGUUGGAGACUAGCCUGAUCAACAUGGUGAAACCCCAUCUCUACUAAAAAUACAAAAAUUAGCCAGGCAUGGUGGCACGCGGCUGUAAUCCCCGCUACUCAGGAGGCUGAGGCAGGAGAAUUGCUUGAACCUGGGAGGCAGAGGUUGCAGUGAGCCGAGAUGGCGCCACUGCACUCCAGCCUGGGCGAAAGAGUGAGUGAGACGACUCCUCAAAAACAAACAAAAAGAGUUGCAAAGUCAUACUCAGCUUUCUGCUCUUGUCAGACAAUUAAGGGGUCUUUGAAUACUUCAGCCCUAAUAAUUUGCUCCUAACAUACAUAUUGCACUGCUUAUCUAAUUUUAAACAUCUUUUUGAUUCAACACCUAAUUUUUUAUUUAGAUCUAUCUAUGUUUACAAUAUAUUUUUUGCUCUGUGUUCAUUCUUUGAUUUCAGAACUUCAACCUUUCUGAAGCAUGUUUUCAGAGUUUCUCUUUAGUUUCUUUAGUGGAAUUCUGCUGGUGGCGUUUUGUUUUUUGUCUCUAAAUAUGUUAUUUAGCCAUAGGCUGAUGAAUAUUUUUCUUGGUUGAGAAUUUCAGAAUGGCAUUAUUCUUAACAAACAAUAUUGUUUAUUUUACCUUUCAUUCUUUCCGAUUUCAAUAUGAUUAAAGGUAAUUUGAUUUUUCUAGUGUUAAUUGAAAUAUUUUUCCCUUCCUGAUUCUUUGCUAUUUCUCUAGGAGAUACGUAGGUGUAGGUUUAUCUCCACUGUAGCUUGCUUAGCAUGCAUGGAAUUUUUGAAUAUGCGGAUUAGUGUCUUAAAAAAGUCUAGAGAACUUUCAGCCAAAAUACCAUCACAUAUUGUCCCUUCCCAGUUUCCUUCGUCUAUGAGAACACUCACUAAACACAUGCUACACUUUCUCACUGUAUCUUCCAUGUCUCUUCAUGAUUCUGUCCACAUUUUGCAUUUUGUUAAAUUUUCUGUAAUGCAUUCUGAAAUAUUUAUUAACUCCCACCAUGGCCACGUCUAAUCUGAUGAGUUCAUUUUUGAGUUUUUAAUUUAAAAUACUAUAUUUUUAUACAAACUGCUUUUCAAAUUUGCUACAUCAAUUUUUUAGUCUCCUAAAAAUAUAUUCAUUUUUAAAAAAAUUUUUUGAAAGCAAAUGUGCUUUAUAAUCUAACAGUGAUAUUUCUACUAAUGAACCUUUGUGUAUCCGUUUAUACUCUUUUUCUGCUUUCCUUUCAAAUGGUGGAAUAUCAUUUCCUUGUGUACUUAGAUGCCUUUGAAUGACAAAUAUUUAUUUUUCUCUGAAAAUUAUUUUUGUGGACUUUUGAGGAUUAGUGAGAAGAAAAUUUGCCAAAGAGAAUUUGAAUUUUUUUGUGAGUCUACUAAAGGCACCACCAUUCUGGGACCACAUUAUGUUAAUUCUUGGCCUAAAGGUGUUUGGACUUAUGUUUGGACUGCACAUUUAAACAAUUUUUAAAUAAAUUGCUGUAAAUCA